Molecule: messenger RNA, 2106 nt
Organism: Emericellopsis cladophorae
Lineage: Eukaryota; Fungi; Ascomycota; Sordariomycetes; Hypocreales; Bionectriaceae
Exons: 1
Coding region: 1-2106 (701 amino acids)
Biological process (GO): DNA-templated transcription; regulation of DNA-templated transcription
Molecular function (GO): DNA-binding transcription factor activity, RNA polymerase II-specific; DNA binding; zinc ion binding
Source: RefSeq, a predicted model, not a curated record
AUGACCGCCGCCAUCAAGCGCGCCUGCGACCCAUGCCACCGGCGCAAAGUCAAAUGCGACGGCUUCAACCCGUGCAAGAACUGCAACAACUCGUCCUUGUCAUGCACCUACAAUGCCAUUCCUCAGAAGAAGGGCCCAAAGGGUUCCCGCGCAAAGAUCAUUAGCGACAUUCGUGAGACGCAACGGCACAACAGCCUCCACACCAAGGUGCACGCUCGAAUCGCCGGUGCGCCAUGUACGCCUGCUCCCGAAGGCGUCAAACCGACGCCGGGUUUCUUGACACCUGAUGUCGUCAACGCCUGCAUCAAGUUCUUCUUCGACCACAUGUACGCUCAGAUGCCGAUCCUCGAUCAACGUGCCAUCGAAUCUCAGAUCCCCUUCAUGGAGCAAAAUCCCGACACGUACUGUCUCGUUGCCUCGCUGUGCGCUUUUGUCAUGAUGCAGCCUGGCAUGAGUAUACCUGCCAACGAUUACUUCAACUUCGACAUGUACCCUGGCGCCCUUAUUGCCGGCAGUCAGACCAUCAUGGAAGAGGUGCUACGUGUCCGCAGGGGUGUUGACCACCUCGACAAUGUGACACAUAACGCACUGGCAACUACUUUCUUCCUCUUUGGCUGCAAUUAUGCCAUGGAGAUGCACAAUCAUGCGUGGUUUUACCUGCGCGAGGGCACGACCCUCAUUCACAUGGCUGGCAUGACCCAGGAAGGCUUCUACGCUACGCUCGACCGCGUUGAAUCCUCGCGCCGUCGCCGGCUUUUCUGGCUUUUCUUUGUCAUGGAGAGAGCGUAUGCCGUUGGCAAGAACCGCCCCCUGACCUUGCAGGCGACGAUCAAUGUGCCAACUUCAAACGACGAUCAAAGCGACCCCCUCGCAAACCACAUUGGCAACUUCUUGCUCCUCGUCGACGCGUACAAGCCCAUUGACGAUGCGUUCCUCAGCACCUGGCGCAAGACACACGGCAAUUUGUCUGCCUCGCACGUUGACAACAUGCGCAAGCAGAUGGGAGAUCUCCUGCGGUCCUACUAUUGCCGGGACUCGAGUUUCGGCGACAUGCACGUUAAUCAGAGUUGGCUCAAAAACACAGUCUGGCAACUCACCAGCCAGGACUCAUACUCGACCAGCGUGUCGCGCGAUCUCCUCAUGCGGAUGGCCGCCCAAUUCCCCGGGCAGGGUAUGGAACUGAUGAACUCGUCGCUUCUGUCCUCAGUCCUGGAUAUAGUUCACUCGAUGACCGAAUUCCUCGCGGUCCAGCCCGCCUCUGGCGACCCCUUUGCACCUGGGCCCCAAGACAAAAUGGCCACGCUGCUCAACACCGUGGCACUGUCCCGCAAUGGUGAUCACACGUAUCUGCCCGUGCUCCUGACCGACGUCGCCGAGAUCCUUCCACGACUCGCAACACCCAUGCUCCAGAACCCACCAGAGGAUCCUAACCUUGCCAACGUCGACAUCUUUGACGGUUUUGGCAACGGUGGCAUGGCCCAACCUCCUCCCCAGAUGCAAAUGGACAUGGAGGCCCCGUACGACCAGAAGUUCACCCCCGAGGAAUAUGAGCAGCAAUACGCCGCCGCCAUGGACCUGAAGCAACAGCAGCAGCAGCAACAGCAGCAGCAUUCGACGCCUGACUCUCAAGGCAGCAGCAGUCAAACCCAGCAGCCCACCGCUGAUAUGAACUCAUCUUUUGUCAGUUCCCCAGGGAUCAUGGCCACGGGCGGCGACUACAACUCUCAGAUGGGCGGUUUCAAUGCCUGCACGCCCAUGUCGGAGAUCAUGAGCCCGAUGGCGCACCAGCAGCCGCACAUGUCACAGCAACAGCAUCUACACUCAUCCCAUCCCCACCAGCAAACAACCCAGCAGCCGCAGCAACAGCCGCCACCGCAGCCAUACAUGUAUGACGGGAUGAACCAGCAUCACAUCCAGCACUCUCAGAUGGCCAUCAAUACCUUACGUCAGCCUCCACCCCAACGGCCGCACAGCUUCCAGGUGCAGGUGCCAAUGAGAACGGUGGGGGACUUUCAAGGACUGCAGCCGUCAGGGCAGGACAGCGGGCAGGGUAUGGUGGGGCUUGGGUCGAUGAGCAACGAGAUCGACUUUGGGGCGCUGCAGUAG